Molecule: messenger RNA, 1308 nt
Organism: Heteronotia binoei (common prickly gecko)
Lineage: Eukaryota; Metazoa; Chordata; Lepidosauria; Squamata; Gekkonidae
Product: vomeronasal type-2 receptor 26-like
Exons: 4
Coding region: 1-1308 (435 amino acids)
Biological process (GO): G protein-coupled receptor signaling pathway
Cellular component (GO): membrane
Molecular function (GO): G protein-coupled receptor activity
Source: RefSeq, a predicted model, not a curated record
AUGGGAUCGGCCCAUAAAAACAUUACCAACAGUCAACAUCAUCACGCUAUGCUUCAUGGCUUUCUGAGAAGCAUGUCAUUUAAUAACAGUGCUGGGGUGACAAUUUCAUUUGAUACCAGUGGAGAAGUCACAGCAGGGUUUGAUAUUAUGAACUGGCUUGCUUUCCCAAAUCGAUCUUUUUUUAAAGUGAAAAUUGGAGAGGUUCAUCCAGAAGCUCCUGCAAACCAAAUGCUUACCAUUAAUGAAGACAGGAUCACCUGGAACAGAUGGUUUAAGAAGACGCAGCCCCUUUCUGUCUGCAGUGAAAGUUGCCUUCCAGGUUCUAGGAAGCAAAUGAUUGAAGGGAAGCAAUUUUGCUGCUAUGAUUGCAAACAAUGUCCAGAAGGGAAGAUUUCUAAUCAGAAAGAUUUGGAUGACUGUACCCAAUGCAGACCAGAUCAUUAUCCAAAUGUGGGACAAAACCAAUGCAUUCCCAAAGAUGUAGCUUUUUUGUCUUAUGAAGAGCCACUGGGGAUCACUUUGGUGACUUUUGUCUUUUCCUUUUCUUUCAUCACUCUUUUGGUGCUAGGAAUCUUUAUAAAGCACCACAGCAGCCCCAUUGCCAAAGCCAAUAAUAGGAACCUCACCUAUUGCCUUCUGAUCUGCCUCCUCCUUUGCUUCCUUUGUGCUUUGCUUUUCAUUGGUCAACCACAACUGGUGUCCUGUCUCCUCCAACAAGUCAUUUUUGCCAUGGUCUUCUCAGUUGCCAUUUCUUGCGUGCUGGCAAAAACUGCCAUGGUGGUUCUGGCUUUCUUAAGCAUCCAACCAGGAAGCAGUCUGAAGAACUGGGUGGGGAAAAGAAUGGGAAAUUCUAUUAUGACUUUCUGUUCCUUUUUCCAAGCAGCCCUUUGUUUUGCAUGGCUGGCCAUUUCUCCACCAUUUCCAGAUGUUGACAUGCACUCAGAGGCUGAAGCAGUUGUCCUGGAAUGCAAUGUAGGGUCUGUCACCAUGUUUUACUGUGUUCUGGGCUACAUGGGCUUCCUGGCCAUUGUGAGCUUUGUGGUAGCUUUCUUGGCCAGGAAGUUACCUGACAGUUUUAACGAAGCCAAAUUUAUCACGUUCAGUCUGUUGGUCUUUUGUAGCGUUUGGAUAUCUUUUGUUCCCACCUACUUGAGCAUCAAGGGGAAAUCCAUGGUAGCUGUGGAGAUCUUCUCCAUCUUAGCCUCCAGCGCUGGCCUUCUGGGCUGCAUCUUUGCCCCCAAAUGUUACAUUAUUUUGCUGCGGCCUGAGUUGAACAAAAGAGAACAUCUGAGAAGAAGAAAAGGAUAA